AACAAAAGAAGAAAACAGUGUGGCAGGGAAGAGGUGAGUUGUGUGGUCCGUAAAGGUUCCUGGAGACGGGGCCUAAGCUGUGACCACCUCCUUCCUCUCUGGGGGGACUGCCUGCUGCCUCCGCAGACACCCAUGGUUCAUUGCCCACCGGGCCCCAGCCUGCCCCAGCAUCCCCUGCGCGGCAAAGCUGGGUGGCCUGGGAUCCUGGCUGCCAUGCCACCUCCUCUCCUCCUCUCCCUCCUCCUCUUCCUUUUCCCCAAGGGAGUCAGGCCCCAGAAACCACUGCUGGUGGAGGUGGAAGAGGGAGGCGAUGCUGUGCUGCCGUGCCUCCGGGGUCCCUCCAGUGCCCCCGCUGAGCAGAUGGUCUGGUCUCGGGGCAACCAGUCAGCACCCUUCUUAGAGCUGAGCCUGUGGCUCCCCAGCCUAGGCAUCCACAUGGGGCCUCUGGGCAUCCUGGUGCUCGUCGUCAAUGCCUCUGACCACACGGGGGGCUUCUACCUUUGCCAGGCAGGGCCCCCCUCCGGGGAUGCCUGGCAGCCCGGCUGGACUGUGAGCGUGGAGGGCAGCGGGGAGCUGUUCCGGUGGAACGCUUCAGAUGUAGGGGACCUCAGCUGUGGCCCGGGGAACGGGUCCUCAGCGGGCCCCAGGCCGUCUUCUCCCCAGCCCCCCAACUCCCAGCUCUAUGUGUGGGACAAGGGCCUCCCUUGGAGCUGGGAGGCGGAGCCGGUGUGUGCCCCACCCAGGGGCAGUCUGAACCAGAGCCUCACUCAAGACCUCACUGUGGCCCCUGGCUCCACACUCUGGCUAUCCUGUGGGGUGCCCCCUGCCCACGUGACUCGAGGUCACGUCUCCUGGACCCAAGUGCACCCUAAGAAGCCUAACAGCCCAUUGCUGAGCCUCUACUUGAGGGAGAAGCCCCCGGCCCAAGAGAUGUGGGUCCUAGGGCCUGUUCUGUCGCUGUCCCAGGUCACUGCCGAAGCUGCUGGUACCUAUUAUUGUCUCCGUGGCAACCUGACCACCGAGAUACACGUGAAGGUCAUGGCCCGGUCAGCAGUAUGGCUCUGGCUGCUGAGGAGUGGUGGCUGGAAGGUCCCUGCUGUGUCUUUGGUUUAUCUGAUCUUCUGCCUGGGUGCUCUGGUAGCCUUUCUUCAUAUCCGAAGAGCCCUGGUCCUGCGGAGGAAAAGGAAGCGAAUGACUGACCCCACCAGGAGAUUCUUCAAAGUGACUCCUCCCCCAGGAAACGGGACCCAGAACCAGUACGGAAACGUGCUGUCCCUCUCCACGCCCACCUCCGGCACCGGUAAGAGGCACCUGAAAUCCUCCGACCCCGCCCCCUGGCAUAAAGCUCCGCCCAGCGACAAGCUCCACCCACUCUCUUAAUUCCCUCCAAUCCCCUGGGCCCAAGCUCGGAGCCCCUCCCACGGGGUCCGGGGCACCGCCCAGAUGUGGCUCCGCCCCCAAGACACAGCUCAAGUUCAAUGCCAGGGUGGAAUCUUAC
Messenger RNA from Chinchilla lanigera (long-tailed chinchilla), 1498 nucleotides. RefSeq names its product CD19 molecule (gene Cd19). The record is from RefSeq and is a predicted model, not a curated record. Gene Ontology annotation, cellular component: external side of plasma membrane. The transcript has 7 exons. Gene Ontology annotation, biological process: regulation of B cell activation; B cell receptor signaling pathway; B cell proliferation involved in immune response. Lineage: Eukaryota; Metazoa; Chordata; Mammalia; Rodentia; Chinchillidae. The coding region runs from base 133 to 1380 and encodes 415 amino acids.